Pipistrellus kuhlii (Kuhl's pipistrelle) is the source of this 3812-nucleotide messenger RNA. It is a transcript of the gene PARVA, whose product is annotated as parvin alpha. Gene Ontology annotation, biological process: establishment or maintenance of cell polarity; substrate adhesion-dependent cell spreading; cilium assembly. Lineage: Eukaryota; Metazoa; Chordata; Mammalia; Chiroptera; Vespertilionidae. The transcript has 13 exons. Gene Ontology annotation, cellular component: cytoplasm; actin cytoskeleton; focal adhesion. The record is from RefSeq and is a predicted model, not a curated record. Bases 132 to 1250 code for a protein of 372 amino acids. Gene Ontology annotation, molecular function: actin binding.
GCGUGAGCUGCCUUACAUGCCUGGAAUAAUUCCGCUUCCGUUUGGAAAGCCGCAGCCUCAGUCCCGCCGCGCCCGCCCAGCGCCAGCUCCGCGUCCCGACCAACCGGCCCGCGGCUGUCUGCGCCACCGCCAUGGCCUCCUCCCCGCAGAAGUCGCCCUCGGUCCCCAAGUCUCCCACCCCCAAGUCGCCCCCAUCGCGGAAGAAAGAUGACUCCUUCUUGGGGAAACUCGGAGGGACACUGGCCCGGAGGAAGAAAGCCAAAGAGGUGUCUGAGCUUCAGGAGGAGGGCAUGAAUGCCAUCAACCUGCCCCUCAGCCCCAUCCCCUUCGAGCUGGACCCGGAGGACACCAUGCUGGAGGAGAAUGAAGUGCGAACAAUGGUGGAUCCAAACUCACGCAGCGACCCCAAACUCCAAGAGCUGAUGAAGGUAUUGAUUGACUGGAUUAAUGACGUGCUGGUUGGAGAAAGAAUCAUUGUGAAAGACCUGGCUGAAGAUUUAUAUGAUGGGCAAGUCCUGCAGAAGCUGUUUGAGAAACUGGAGAGUGAGAAGCUGAACGUGGCUGAGGUCACCCAGUCAGAGAUUGCGCAGAAGCAAAAGCUGCAGACUGUCCUGGAGAAGAUCAAUGAGACCCUGAAACUUCCUCCCAGAAGCAUCAAGUGGAAUGUGGACUCUGUUCAUGCCAAGAGCCUGGUAGCCAUCCUACACCUGCUGGUUGCUCUGUCCCAGUAUUUCAGGGCCCCAAUCCGACUGCCAGACCAUGUUUCCAUCCAAGUGGUUGUGGUCCAGAAACGAGAAGGAAUCCUCCAGUCUCGGCAAAUCCAAGAGGAAAUAACUGGUAACACAGAGGCUCUCUCCGGAAGGCAUGAACGUGAUGCCUUCGACACCUUGUUCGACCAUGCACCAGACAAGCUCAACGUGGUGAAAAAGACUCUCAUCACUUUUGUGAACAAGCAUCUGAAUAAACUGAACCUGGAGGUCACAGAACUGGAAACCCAGUUUGCAGAUGGGGUGUACCUGGUGCUACUCAUGGGGCUCCUGGAGGGCUACUUUGUGCCCCUGCACAGCUUCUUCCUGACCCCGGACAGCUUUGAACAGAAGGUCUUAAACGUCUCCUUUGCCUUUGAGCUCAUGCAAGACGGAGGGCUGGAAAAGCCAAAACCUCGGCCAGAAGACAUCGUCAACUGUGACCUGAAAUCCACUCUGCGAGUGUUGUACAACCUCUUCACCAAGUACCGGAACGUGGACUGAGGGACAGGCGGCACCGUCCUCCGAACCACCUUAACCUGCUUAUUCCUGCCUCCCGCUCUGUGCCGUCCCACAAAGCCCAGCCACGAUCAGACAUCCUGGGGACCAAAUUAGGAAGGAAACGAUCAGAAAUCCAGUGGGCUGACCCAUACCUCCCAAGCCCUGGGGUCGGAGCCAGCAGUGGCCUCAGAAGAUUGUCCCCAUCCUGGUGCUGGAUCCAGAUUUCCCUGUGUCUCUUGGGAACCAGCUUAGGUCCAAAAGACACCCCCCCCCCCAAAGAUGAAAAUAGAGAUAAUAGUUACCAUUUAAUGGGUAUAAACUAUGUGCCAGACAGCACACUAAGUGCUCUGAUGUACUCACAUUCAUUAGUCCUCAUGACUUCUGCUGAAGCAGGUGUAAUACACCCCUUCCCCAGACGAGGAAAAGGCUCAGAGAGGUAGAGACUUGUCAGAACUUGACAUUUGUUUUUCCUCUUGAAUAACAUACGUAUUUGUUCAUAACUAGCCAAUUAUAUCACAUUCUUUGCCUGUCCUAUAGCUGCAUGUGUAUGUGUGCACAUAUGCACACCCACCAAGACAGGCGCCCACUGACCUCGCCACCGAGCAGGCCAGGAGGGCCUAGUGAUGCACACUCAAAUUGGCAAAUUUAACCCAAUUAAUAGUGUAUGUGUGGCAGGAAUCAUGUCCCUCGGCUCCUUUGUACAAAUGAAAAUUACUCUUAAUUCCUUCAGAUUUGUAAUAACCCCCAUGCUCUGGUUUCAGGGCGACAUUUGGGGAAGGAUUCUGUUUAAAAUUAAUGGAGUGGCACAUUUUACAACCUUUUUGCUUGAUUGCACGUAAUGGAAGUGCCCCAUAUUUUACUGCAAAAUAAGUACUCAAUUCAUUAUCAUUAGGCAAAUGUACACUAUACGCCAGCACCACUGAGCGCCGGGCAGAGGCCCACGUGAGCGUGGCUUGGGAAGAAGUAGGGCUCUUCACCGGGGACCCUUGAACUUUAAAGAAAGGAACUCCUCUUUGCCUUCUAAUUGGUCAUUUAGACCAUUCCUGGCCGAGUCUGCCCACAUGCAAUUACCGGCUAAUUCAGGCGAGGAAAAAUGUAAGCCAUUCAGACCCAAGCCGAGCCGUUCCCUUGCGUGGGCUCCUGGCGGGCUGCUGGGGGCUUGCAUCCCCGCUCAGUGAACCCAGCUUGGAAACACAGGGCUCUGGUUGUCCCAGGCUGCCGGGGCCUGGGCAGCUAGGAAAGGGGCUAAAGUAGGGGUGACUAGGAGGACAAGAAGCAUGGGGUGGGGAGCAUAUUUGCACACUUCACAAUAAGGAAAUACCCUCAGACGAGGGACGGGGCUUGUGGGGUUUACAGUCUUCGUAAACUGACCAAGGCCUUGGGGUAAUUAACAACUCUUACUGGUAUGUCAUCUUCAUUAUAGAAUCUUCUCAACUAUGCCAGAUGGGCCCAGCCUGUGUGCCCGCCUCCAGAAGUCUGUGCCCAUUGCACAGAGCCCUCUUCUAGUCAAUUCAUUCUGAUCCCUGUCUACGCCACCUGGAGUUAGGCCUCCCAUACUGUCCAAAGCAUUUCCUUCCAGCUCCGAAACAUUUCCUUCCCUGCGGUCCAUCUGCAGUGGCUCAGAACCCAAACAAUUUACAGAUAAUGCACAUCCCUUUGGAUAUUGUGCUCUAAGGAAAAGAAUUGUUAAUCAGCAAUAAUGAGCAUUUGAGAUGCAAAGACAAUGUACCCUUGUGUCAAUUUAUGUGAAAAGAUACAAUUAUUUUUUACAUAAGUGGUGAAAUGUUAUGUUUUUCAUUAGGAAGUACUAAAUAGUGUAAUAUUUGUUUGUUCUCUUUUCAAUUCCUGAUAGCUAAGUCGUUGCUUUGUCUCCUUGAGCAGUACUAAAGCGGAUGAAGUAAGAGCAAUGAGUACAUGUAAACCUGCUUUGCUCUCCGAAUUCUCUCCCUUGUUUUGUCUUUUGUUUUCCUGUAUUCGAGCUGCAAACGCACACUGUAGGGUAUGUCCUUAUGAAGAGCACUCCUUUUUUGGAUUUUGCAUACACACCUCAUGAAAACAGCUUGAACACUGGGGAAGUUGAAUCACAGCUCUAACUUAUCAGACUAUUGUUUCAAGACUGAGGCCUUACACUCAGUCCAGAAUCCUAGGGCCUGGGCCUGCUUUUAUCACUCUGUCAUCUCCUUCAGCAGUUUUCCUCUAGAUUCUCCUUUCAAUACACGGCCAUGGUUUUGAAGGGGGAAAAGGUGCCAGAACAAUAAAGAAACCAAACUUAACCUUUAUCUCAAAAAAAACAACAAACGAAAAAAAACCCACAAAAACAAAACCUGAGACAAAAAGGUAGUCUCUAUAAGCUCACUCCUUUUCUUGUCUAAAUUUAAAUUCAUUGGUAUUUUUAAUAGUUACUAUAUAAAUGGUACAGAAUUCAAGAAGCAUGAGUGAGUAUCCCUGUCCCCAGCAGCCAAUACUCCUAAGAGGUUACUAUUUUGAUCCAUUUCUUAUAUUCCUUUCUAGAGAUAAUCUAGCCAUAAAAGCAUCAACUUGCAUAUAAGAUUGUCGGGAAUUUUU